Schizophyllum commune H4-8 is the source of this 2126-nucleotide messenger RNA. RefSeq names its product TPR-like protein. Bases 146 to 1858 code for a protein of 570 amino acids. The transcript is spliced from 9 exons. The record is from RefSeq and is a predicted model, not a curated record. NCBI's taxonomy places the organism in Eukaryota, Fungi, Basidiomycota, Agaricomycetes, Agaricales, Schizophyllaceae. Gene Ontology annotation, molecular function: protein binding.
GCAACGACGAGCACCCGAACCACGACGACGAAGUGUCGUCCUUUCCUUAGCCCAGGAAGUUGAGAGAGCGCUGCAACUUUACUUCUCGUGCAACGCGCGUCGGCGAUCUUCAGGAGAGGCAUAGGAAAUAGUCGCGCGUACGAUAAUGGCCAACAAGAAGAACAAGGCUAAGAAGAAGGCCGCCGCUGCCGCCAACGGUAAUGGCUCGGCAAACGGUGAUGGCCCCUCCGAAUCAGGGCCGAGCACGCCUCCCCCUCAGUCCCCUUCCUCUCCUCCCGAAGAGAUGGAGCCCGCCCCGUCCGAGGACAAGGUCGCGCAGGCCGAGAAAAUCAAGGAGCAGGGAAAUGCGGCGUUCAAGAACAAACAGUACAAGGAGGCCAUCGACCUGUACUCAAAGGCGAUCGAGCUCAACCCCUCGGAGCCGGCAUACUUGACCAAUCGUGCCGCCUCAUAUAUCGCGCUUAAGCGCUUCCGCCCUGCGCUCGCCGACUGCCAGGCCGCAAUGAACAUCCAGAAGCCCCCACCCGUGAAGACACUGCUGCGGCUAGCACGCUGCCAGGCCGCGCUCGGCGACAGUGGCCCGGCCAUGUCGACGAUCCGCGCCGCGCUGUCGGAGGAGCCCACGAACGCGCAGGCGCAGCAGCUGCAGACGAAGAUCGAGGAGCUCGAGGGCCAUCUGGAGAAGUUCGAGCGGGCGCGUAAGCAGUGUGACUGGGGGAUGGCACGAUUAGCGCUGGACAAGUGCUUGCAGAGCAUCGAGGCCGAUCCGGCGGAGGUGCCGAUAGAAUGGCGGCUCUGGCGGGUGGAGCUCGAGCUCGCGAGGGCGAACUGGGACGGGGCGAACGUGGCAGCGAACGAUGCGCUCCGGCAGCAUUCUUCGUCACCAGAUGCGCUCACUGCGCGUGGUCUCGUGCUGUUCCUAUGCGGCAAGCUCCCGCAAGCCGUACAACACGUCCAGCAGGCCUUGCGGUUAGAUCCUGGGCACGUUAACGCACAAAAGUUGCGAAAGCGUGUCAAGGAGGUCGAGCGGCUCAAGGAGGAGGGCAACACCUUCUUCAAGACCGGGAAGUUCGAGGAGGCGAUCGACAAGUAUACUGAGGCUCUUGAUGUGAUCGGCGAGGUUGAGACGGAAGGCAAGGGCGGCCAGAUACGAUCGACCCUCUUGUCGAACAGAGCAACAACGCUUGUCAAGCUCUCGAGACACCAGGAAGCCCUCGAGGACACCGACAACGCGCUCCGCCUCGUGCCCACAUCGUACAAAGCCCUGCGAACACGCGCGCGCAUCAACCUCGUGCUGGAGAACUACGACGGCGCCGUGCAGGACUUCAAGUCCGCCAUCCACGAGGCGAGCGCGGAGGGCUCGACGUCGGAGGCUGAGAUCCGGACGCUGAAGACGGAGCUGAAGCAGGCGGAGCUGGACCUGAAGCGCAGCAAGACGAAGGACUACUACAAGAUCCUCGGCGUGUCGCGCGACUGCUCGAGCGCGGAGAUCAAGAAGGCGUACCGCAAGCAGAGUCUGAUGCACCAUCCGGACAAGGGCGGCGACGAAGAGAAGUUCAAGCUCGUCGUCGAGGCGCACGCCGUGCUCUCCGACCCCGCGAAGCGCGAGCGCUACGACCAGGGCGACGACGAUGACUCGGGCAUGGGCGACGCCGGCUUCGGCGGCAUGAACGACGUCAACCUCGCCGAGCUCUUCGCGCAGUUCCACGGCGCGCGCGGAGGCGGGUUCGGCAGCGCUGGUGGCUUCGGUGGUGGAGGCUUUGGUGGCGGCGGCGGGUUUGGCGGAGCGGGCUUUGGGGGCCAGGGCUUCGGCGGCGCAGGGAGCAGGCGGAGCUACUCGCAAGGGUUCCCCUUUUGAGCGCAUCCUUCGUGUGCGCUCCUGCUGCGUGUACGCGUAUGCCUCUGCUCCGUGUACGUGUACUCGUGCACGCUGCUCUUGUAGUCCGCCUGCCGACAGCGCCAGGCUCCUUGCUUUGUACCAGACAUGCUGUCCUGGGCUCGGUGUAUGUUUACCUGUACAACAUUCCGAUGUCCCGCCUGCUGUCCGUGCUACUCAUAGUUUAUCUACCGUCGACGCGCUCUGUACACUGCUACAACUCAUCUUAAUGUAUCAUUUUUUCAAUCUU